UUUAAUUGUUAAUGAUGCAGAGAUAUCAGGGCCAACAUUGAUAUGGUGAAGGUUUCAGCAAUAAUCAGCAUUACAAUGCUUGGAAUUAUUCAUUGUUUGGAUAUAAUGAUUACACUAACCAUAACCAAGCAUAUUGGGGACAGUAUGAUUACAACUAUAACUCCUCAAAUUUCAACUGGAGCCCUCCUUGUGUUGAUGGAUCUCCGCAGACUAAAACAAAGGCUGACUCACAAAAGGUUAUACCUCAGAUAAACCAGAGUAGCAAUAUGUUGAAGGCAAAGAAAUCAGGAAGGGUUUUCUAUCCUUCUAAAGUAAACCAUUCUCGUCAUAACAGUCAUGAUGAUCAGAGCAAAGGUGUAAGGGAAGACCUCAGCCCCCUGAACAGAUCUCAUGAUAGCACUUGUGACAGUAGCUCAGGUAGAACAGACUCCUCUUCAAAGAAUGACAGCGGGUCUAAACUUCAAAUCCAAAAGCAUCAGUCUGAAAGGGUCAAGGAGAUCAUCCCCAUUAAACUGAAUUUUGAAGAUGACUCACUUCAAGUGAACCCAACCCUCAUAGUUGAAGUCAUCUCUAAAUAAGGAAGGUGUCAAAUAUGAGCUUGAUUCUGAUGAUGUCAAAGGAGUUUUCGGUAAAUUCGGAGAUGUCUCAAAAGUCCAAAUUAUGGAAAGUUGCAAUAAAGCUGUUGUAACGAUGGAAGAUCCUCAAAAGGGAAAACAAGCUGAAAAAUAUCUCAACUUCUAUGAACUUCCAGGGACUGAUGCUUAUCUAACUGUCAAAUGGCAGUUUGGUGAUUGUAGUGAACUCAACAGAGUUGCCAAGCAGAAAAAGUUAGUCGUGAAGGAGCGAAGCAAUUCUGAAGGUCAAGCAACAGUCAAUAAAAAUUAUCAAGAGCAGGAAGCUCAAAAAGUUAAUUAUGUGAAGAAGGAUGCAAGCUUAAUUGCUCAAACCUCUUCACCAAAAUCUAUGGAGAAGUCAAGCUUAUCUCCAACUUCGAUGGAUUCAGGCAUUAGUAAGGAAUGUACUUCUGUGUCUAAGUUCACAGCUAAGUAUGAAAUUCCCAUCAGAAAUCUUCCUGGAUUCUGUGUUGCAAGGAAGAUUAUUGGUCACAGAGGAAAGAACAUGAAGUCUAUUUUGGGGAAACUCAAAGAGAAUAACUUCAAAGGUCCAAUUCAAGAUGUUACUAAACUCAGAUUGAGAGGACAAGGAUCAGGCUUCAAGGAGGGUCCAAACAACUGUGAGAGUCCAGAGCCUUUGCACUUGUGCAUUAGCUCUAAGUAUUACGAAAAAUACGCAGAGGCUUGCGAACUUGUUGAAAACUUGCUAAAGAGUGUAUAUCAAGAAUAUAACAACUUCUGCAAAUGGAAAGGAAGAUCCACCAUCAGCUACAACGUUAAAAAGCUUGAGAACAACCCAGCCUGGUAUCUAUCUAAUUUAUUAGACGCACAGCAAUAAGUGAUUGCAAGAUGUGCC
Moneuplotes crassus is the source of this 1470-nucleotide messenger RNA. Lineage: Eukaryota; Ciliophora; Spirotrichea; Euplotida; Euplotidae. The record is from the annotation of a GenBank genome assembly.